AAUAGGAGGCUCGCCAGCUCUGCAUCACACUUCAGCUCAGCCGCUCACAGCGCAAGUACCUCUCAUCCAAAAGCACAACACCAAGAAGCGAACAAAAUGAGUCCCAGCAUCGCAAUUGAGGCCAACCAGGCUCUCCCCGCCAGGUCCACCGUGGCCCAGAGAAAACAAGCCAACGAACUCAGAAAGACUCUGAAACCCUUGCUAGAGAAGAAAAGACGUGCUCGUAUCAAUGACAGCCUCACUCAUCUGAAGAGCCUCAUUCUGCCUCUUGUUGGAAAAGACAACGCACGCUACUCCAAACUGGAGAAAGCUGAUAUUCUGGAAAUGACAGUUCGGUUCCUCACGGAUCUUCCUGCCUCUCCUGUCAAAGAUUCCACAGACAGCUACAGAGAAGGCUACAAAGCCUGCCUCCAGCGUGUCUCCGCUCUGCUUCCCAAAACGAGCCUGGAUCAGGACGCGUGCCAGCGGGUGAACGACUUCGUUCAGCAGUCCAUGUCCGCCACCGUCACCCCAACCUGCCUGAACUGUUGCGCUCAGAGCUCCAGGAGCCUCCCUCAGAUCCAACAGAGACUCCUGAGCCUCAAAUCCAGCUUCAGCUCCAGGCUGGAGACCCAGUCCCGCAGCAGCAGCAGCAGCAGCAGCGCAGUGGCUCCGAGCCGCGCACAGCCAGGCCAGCAGCCUGUCAGCGCUGACAUGUGGAGACCUUGGUAG
This is a messenger RNA of Pleuronectes platessa (European plaice), 711 nucleotides long. RefSeq names its product transcription factor HES-2-like. Gene Ontology annotation, biological process: regulation of transcription by RNA polymerase II; anterior/posterior pattern specification; regulation of neurogenesis. The transcript has 3 exons. NCBI's taxonomy places the organism in Eukaryota, Metazoa, Chordata, Actinopteri, Pleuronectiformes, Pleuronectidae. Gene Ontology annotation, molecular function: protein dimerization activity; RNA polymerase II cis-regulatory region sequence-specific DNA binding; DNA-binding transcription factor activity, RNA polymerase II-specific. Gene Ontology annotation, cellular component: nucleus. The coding region runs from base 97 to 711 and encodes 204 amino acids. The record is from RefSeq and is a predicted model, not a curated record.